Molecule: messenger RNA, 2445 nt
Organism: Peronospora farinosa
Lineage: Eukaryota; Oomycota; Peronosporomycetes; Peronosporales; Peronosporaceae
Source: the annotation of a GenBank genome assembly
AUGCUCGUGCGGGUGCAAAAAUGGAGCGAUGCGGACGUCUUGGCAUUGCUCUCACUUCUUCGUAAACAUCUGUUGUAUUAUGUAUACACUUGUGAUAAUACGUUUGUAACUGAAAUGCAUGCAGAAUUACGAGAUAAACCGGUAUCCGAAAUUCAAGAAAUGGUCCGGUCGCUAAUGUUACAAUUUGCACUUGGACUCAGUACUAAAAACUUUCGUACAGACGUUAUCAUGGCAAAUGGACAAAACGUGUAUGUUUACGAACAUCUUUACGAAUCAAUCAGUCAACUGGCAGAAAAUAAAACUGGUGGCAUCUGGUUACCAAAUGAACUCAAUCGGUUCCUUCAAAAAGCACGACAAUAUCGUGGUUUAUUUGUAGAAAAUCAAGAAAUGUACUUUAAACGGAUUCAAGUGUGGAGUAAAUCAGUUGCAGAAACAAAGAGCAAAUUUUACGCGUUGCGUGAUAUCUACGUAAGAGAAUCGAAGCGUCGCUUAUGUCAGCGACAGGGAGUAGAACUUGCGCGUCUAGAGCUGUUGAAGAAGAUUUUUAGCAAUGUACCUCCUGCGCAUCGAACGAACAAAACAGCAGUGUCGACCAAGACUCUCAAGCUCUGGUCAUCCGAAGAAAUGGAAAAGCUCGUUGACUUUGUCGUACAAAUUACUGCUCAGAUUCAGAGGACUGGAAGCUCAGACCUUGUCAAUCAUGUCGCCGAAGCGCUCCACAGAACAGAUGGAUCAUGUGUGACUAAGCUGAUCGACAUGCGAGAAAAGUUUUUGAAAAAGAUGCCGACGGUUCGGGCAGCGAAUUUGCCGGACAUCAUUUUUGAUCCAACCUCAGAUGCGAACAAGAUCUUCAGUGCAGACUGGAGCAACAGCAACGAUCCGUAUGCUCUUGGCUAUUUAGCGAUGAAGUCACGGAGCCUUAGCAUGACGGCUGCGCGCAAUAAAUAUAAAAAACGACGGGUCAUCGAUGUUUGGUCGCCACGACCUAAGCUUCGAUCAUCAACGCUGGCAGCUCGUGGCAAGUCGAGCUCGAAAGCAAAUCCAAUGAGUCCUUUAGCGCUAGAUGUUGCCCCUUUGAAAAAAGGCAGGCCUGUCGGAAAGGUCCAGCGUACAGCAAGCACUCCUCGUGCAGGCGAGCCUCACACGAAGGAGAGAGCUGCCGUGAUGGGAUCACUACCUGUUGAAAUAACACCAGUAAACGCUUUACCUGUGAACGACUAUGCGGCAUUUGUCCAGGAUAUUGCUGAGCAGUGCCAAUGGACAGAGAAGGCGGUGCACAAUGUGCUUCGGUGCAUGCAGCAGUCUAUUGACUUGUAUAGGUCCAACAGAUUGGUUACAUUUUUCUACAGGGUUGCAAGCUUGACAUCAGGCGUCACGUUUCAAGAUCUUUUUCCAGAUGUUCAGUUGAUUCUAACACAGUUUGAGCGGCGUUUCGGCUCAUUAGAUAACUUUGAGAAUUUCGUUCAAAGGUUACUGGACAUAAACUUUUCCAGGACAACCGAACAAGAAGCGAACGGUCGAGAGGACAAGCUUGACUGUGAUAGAUCGACCACAGUAUGUACGCAAAGCAAUGUGGCUAAAGAAAAAGCAAUCGAAUUGCGUCGCUUGGUCGAUGACGGAGCUGAACGUGACCAUGAUCGCUUUCCACGUCCAUAUCAUGUUCAGCAGACUGCCCAGAUCGAAAACAAGGAUACAGUUGUCAAAGAAGACGAGCAUGAACGUGGGAAAGAGGGACUGAGUCUUCUCGCGUCCCUCAGUCAGACAUCUCGAACAGGUGUUGAGGAUACCGCUGAGGAGCACACUUCGAGCACUGUAGGAAAGCAAUCUAGUCCAGAGGAUACUUGGGACGAAGGAGUCGAUGCUGAUGUUGAGUUGGAUAAUCAAUCGGUCAACUCGUCGGAAAAUGCAUGGUCCGGCUCAAGCAAUCUCUCUGAUCCAAAGGGUAGCAAUCACAAUGCAAAGGACAAUUUAUCUUUGGACAAUUUGUACUCGCCGUUGGGGCAGUAUGCACCUGAUGAUAGCUCAAAAAGACCGUCCAAACGAGGCAAAGACGAACAAUACGGAAAAAGUUUUGUCAAAAAGCGCCGACGGAAUGAAACAAACUCCGCGGCGAUCAAAGAUGAUGACGAAGAUGAUGAGGACGACAAAGAAAACGAAAGCUACGAUGAAGUCGAGUAUGAUGCUUACGAGGGUGAAGACGUCGAAGAUGAGCCAUUCGCCGAAGUUGACAGUCUUAGUUCGGAUGGCGAACAUGAGGAAACUUUUCACCCACUACAGAGUAUACUCAACAAUUUGGAGUCGCAAAGCACUGAACUCCAAGAAAAGCAGCGUGUGCUCGUUGAGCGAAAAGAAGAUCGUGAGUGGCGUCAACGGAACUACAUGUAUGUCGACCGUAGAUACGCCACCAUUACUUCUGACAGGUGGCAGCCGACAGCACGACAGUAA